Molecule: messenger RNA, 747 nt
Organism: Dictyostelium purpureum
Lineage: Eukaryota; Evosea; Eumycetozoa; Dictyosteliales; Dictyosteliaceae
Exons: 1
Source: RefSeq, a predicted model, not a curated record
ACUAAUUCAACAAGUUGCAAUUGUCUAAAUGGAAACAGUGGCCAAUUUUGUGAAUUUAGUCCAUAUUUAUAUGUUUCAAGUGUUUAUCCUGCAUAUGAAAGUGGUGGUUUAGUAGAACUCGCUGGUUCCUUUUCUCAUGUCCAUAAAAAUCUCUCUGUAAGCAUUGGUAGUUAUAUGUGCUAUGUCAUUGAAAUUACACCUUAUAGUAUAAAAUGUAAUAUCGAAGGUUUCCUUUCCUACUCGAAUUUCUAUGAUAUUUCAAUUUCACAAAACUACAUGGAAUAUACUGGUCAUAAUAUUUAUAAACCAAAUUUAAUGAAACCAUGCUUUUAUGGAGUUUUAAUAGGAAAUGAAUGUGUUUGUGACAAUGGUUGGUAUGGCGAAAACUGUGAAAUGUCAACUGUCAAAGUAUAUUCUGUAACACCAGUUUCAACCAGAGGUGGUGAUAUUUAUAUCCAUGGCUUCUUUGGAGACAUUACCAAUCUAUACUUUUUCAUCAACAACACAAUAAUAAACUUCAACUAUGUUUCAAGCUCAUAUGUAAUUGGUAAAGCUCCACCAGGAAAUGGCUAUCAAGAUUUAAGAAUUUUUAAUCAAACCUCUGGUUCAGUAGUUUUCGAAGGGAUUGGUAUGGUUUAUUUCGAUCCAUUCUUGUGUAUGAACAAUUGCUCAUAUAAUGGUGUAUGUAAUUUUAAUUUUUCCCCAAACUGCCAAUGCGAUUAUAAUUGGACUGGUGAAGAUUGUUCA